AUGGGUUUAUUGUCUGAAAAUUAUGAAACACAAUCAUUGUUAAAAAAAGGAAAACUUAGGUGGAAUCAAAAAUUGUCAAAGUGUCCUUUCAUUGCUGUAUUAUUUGGUAUUUUGUUACUGGCUUUUAUUUAUAUUAUAUACCACGUUUUAAUUAGAAAUGGACCAGAAUCCAAAGAAACACCAAAGGCAGUUGAGCGCACUUUUAUUGUUGAUUACGAACGUAAUGAGUUCCUAAAAGACGGCCAAGUAUUUCGAUAUGUAUCCGGUUCGCUCCACUAUUUUAGAGUACCUAAACCUUAUUGGAAGGACAGAAUUAAGAAAAUGAAAGCAGCUGGUUUAAAUGCUGUAUCGACUUAUGUAGAAUGGAGUUCACAUGAACCCUAUCCAGGUGUAUAUAAUUUUGAGGAUGAUGCUGAUUUAGAGUAUUUCCUGAAAUUAGUUCAAGACGAAGGGAUGUAUUUGUUGCUCAGACCUGGACCAUAUAUAAGCGCUGAAAGAGAUUUUGGUGGAUUUCCAUUUUGGUUAUUGAACGUGGUGCCGAAAAAUGGUCUAAGAACUAAUGAUCCAAGUUAUAAAUAUUAUAUUGUUAAAUGGUUUGAUAUACUUAUGCCUAAAAUCGUUCCUUUUUUAUACGGAAAUGGUGGAAAUAUCAUUAUGGUUCAAGUAGAGAACGAAUAUGGAUUUUACUACGCGUGUGACCAUCAGUAUAUGAUAUGGUUACGAGAUUUGUAUAAAAGUUACAUUAAAUCUAAAGCUUUACUUUAUACAACCGAUAUGGCUGGAUAUUCUUACUUCAAAUGUGGUUCUGUAGCUGAAGUUUAUGCUACCGUGGAUUUUGGCCCUUGGGGUAACAUUGUUAAUGAAAGUUUGAAAUUCUUGAAAGAAUCUCAAAAUGGAGGACCGCUAGUAAACUCCGAGUAUUAUACUGGUUGGGCGUCCUAUUGGGGUAAACCAUUGGACAUAACAAGUUCUGAUACAUAUUUGUCUGCCAUGAAAGAUAUGUUACAGUUGAAUGCAUCCUUUAAUAUAUUUUUGUUCUAUGGAGGGACAAAUUUCGGGUUUACUGCUGGAGCCGUCAAAAAAAGUAAUCAAAAUUAUACACCAUCAGUAACUUCAUAUGAUUUCAAUGCUCUACUGAACGAAGCUGGAGAUCCGACCGAAAAGUACUUUAAAGUUAAGAAAUUGCUCGAAGAAACUAAUUUUGCAGUAUCAAACGAUAUAUCACCCGUUCCAGCACCUAAAGGUGAUUAUGGAAUAUUGAAAAUGCAGCAAUUGGUUAGUAUUUUCGAAAAAGUCACGCAACGGAUUAAACCGAUUGAAAGUGAUGUUCCACUUGGUUUCGAAAUCAUGGGUAUAAACUCAGGAUUUGUGAUGUACGAGACUACUUUGACAAACGUUCAAAAAUUUGUCAAAGCUCCAGUAAACCUUACUAUUGGUAAAAUCAGAGAUCAAGCAACCAUUUUCUUAGACCAGGUACAAGUGAAUAUAAUACCUCGAAAAUAUGAAAAUUUACCUGUGAGCUUAAAUAUAAACAGUACAGUUCAAAAGCUAAGCAUUCUAAUAGAAAACCAAGGAAGAAUUAACCUCGGAAAUGAUAUAGAAGACAGGAAGGGUAUUUUUGAACCUGUAACCUUGGGUAACCAUGUACUGGGUCCGUGGAAGAUGAUAGCAUACCCUCUGAACGAAACGUCUUGGCUUUCGACUAUCAAACCACACAAACACGCCGUAUUACCAGCAUUUUAUAAAACAACAUUUACAUUGCCAGAUAAUUUAUCAAAACCUUUAGAUACUUACUUGGAUCCUACUGGUUGGAAAAAGGGCGUUGCUUUUGUGAACGGGAUUAAUAUUGGUCGAUACUGGCCAUCGGUUGGACCACAAAUUACUCUAUACGUUCCAGCUUUAUUUCUAAUUCCUUAUCCUGGAGAAAACAGCAUCAUUAUGUUAGAGCUGGAAGGUGUACCUAAAAAUUUGUCAAUUUCGUUAGUCGACAAACCUAAUCUCAAUGGUAAAGUAAACCCAAUAUUCUAA
Macrosiphum euphorbiae (potato aphid) is the source of this 2028-nucleotide messenger RNA. Lineage: Eukaryota; Metazoa; Arthropoda; Insecta; Hemiptera; Aphididae. The record is from the annotation of a GenBank genome assembly.